AUGCCGCCUCGGCCAGCCCCGACGCACUUCGUGUGCAUCCCGCUGUCGGGGCCGCAGCUGGCGCGCACGCUGUCCUCCUUCCGGGCGGACGUGACGGACCCCAACAGCUUCAACGUGCACCCGCAGGCCGUCCGGCCCCUGGGCACCAUGCACCUCACGCUCGGGGUCAUGGCGCUGAAGGGCGACGCGCUCGGGCAGGCGGUGGACCUCCUCAGGGGGCUCAAGCUCAGGGAGAUCCUGGACCAGGCGCGGGCGGCGUCGAGCGUGAACAGCACGAACACGGCGGCGGCCAGGGCGAUGAUGGAGGAGGAGAGCCGGGGCGGCCCGGGGCUGACGGUCACGCUCCAGGGGCUCGGGGCGAUGCAGGCGCCGUCGAAGACGUCUGUGGUGUACGCGCCGCCGCUGGACCCGGGCGGGCUGCUGCGGCGGUUCUGCGAGCUCGUGCGGGGGCGGUUCCAGGAGGCCGGGGUGAUGGCCGUGGAGGAGAGGCCGCUGCUGCUGCACGCGACGGUGGUGAACACGAUCUACAUCGAGGACAGGAGGAUGAAGAGGGCGGCCAUGGACGCGAGGGACGUGAUGGCCAAGUAUGACGGGCACACCUGGCUGGAGGACAUGCCGGUGGACAGGGUCGCGCUGUGCAGGAUGGGGGCGAAGAAGGUUGAGGGGGAGCUGGGUGAGGCGUAUGAGGUUGAGGCUGAGGUUGAGUUCUAG
Molecule: messenger RNA, 711 nt
Organism: Clonostachys solani
Lineage: Eukaryota; Fungi; Ascomycota; Sordariomycetes; Hypocreales; Bionectriaceae
Source: the annotation of a GenBank genome assembly